Aureobasidium pullulans EXF-150 is the source of this 1878-nucleotide messenger RNA. RefSeq names its product Actin/actin-like protein. The transcript has 6 exons. The coding region runs from base 250 to 1419 and encodes 389 amino acids. Gene Ontology annotation, molecular function: actin filament binding. Gene Ontology annotation, cellular component: actin cortical patch; Arp2/3 protein complex. Gene Ontology annotation, biological process: Arp2/3 complex-mediated actin nucleation. Lineage: Eukaryota; Fungi; Ascomycota; Dothideomycetes; Dothideales; Saccotheciaceae. The record is from RefSeq and is a predicted model, not a curated record.
AAAGAGGUUCAAGCUGGUUGUAUUGUUUCAUGAGUGAUACUCUAGUAGCUGUGUCUUAAGGCGGUGAGGCAGGAGCUUUGACAUUCUGCCGGUCAGCGGAGCGGUCGGGAACAUGACGCGUGCCUUCCGGGGCUUGGCUUCGGCGGGCUGUGGACACUGCACUCACUGCAUCUCGCGGGGUGCUCGUUCAAGGAGUUGUCCACUGCAGCUGCCUGAUCCCAAGCAUUCCACUCACACAAGACAUUCAAGAUGGCUGAAGUGCCCAUUGUGCUCGAUGGCGGAACGGGUUUCCUCAAGGCUGGUUACGCCGGUCAGAACUUCCCCGAGCAACAGUACCCGUCCAUCGUCGGUCGUCCAAUCCUCCGUACCGAAGAGCAGGCUGGUCUGGACAUUCAGCUCAAGGACAUCAUGUGCGGUGACGAGGCAGCCGCCGCCAGAUCAAUGCUGCAGAUUACCUAUCCCAUGGAGAACGGUAUCGUCAAGCGCUGGGACGACAUGCAACAUCUCUGGGACUACACCUUCUUCGAGAAGAUGAAGGUCGACCCCACCGGCCGCAAGAUCCUCCUCACCGAACCGCCAAUGAACCCCUUGAAGAACCGCGAGAUGAUGGCCGAGGUCAUGUUCGAACGCUACAACUUUGGCGGCGUCUAUGUCGCCAUCCAAGCCGUGCUUGCCCUCUACGCCCAGGGUCUUUCCUCGGGUGUCGUCGUAGACAGCGGUGAUGGUGUCACCCACAUCGUCCCCGUCUAUGAGAGCACCGUCCUCAACCACCUUACCCGAAGACUCGAUGUCGCCGGAAGAGACGUCACACGCAACCUGAUUUCCCUCCUCACCCGCCGCGGUUACGCCCUGAACAGAACCGCCGAUUUCGAAACCGUCCGUGCUAUCAAGGAGAAGCUCUGCUACGUCUCGUACGAUCUCGCCCUUGACAAGCAACUCAGCGAAGACACCACCGUGCUCGUCGAAUCCUACACCCUCCCCGACGGCCGUGUCAUCCGUGUCGGUUCUGAACGUUUCGAAGCUCCCGAGUGUCUUUUCCAACCUCACCUCGUCGAUGUCGAACAACCCGGUAUCGCCGAAUUCCUCUUCAACACCAUUCAAGCUGCAGAUGUCGAUGUCAGAUCAAGUUUGUACAAGGCCAUUGUCUUGUCCGGUGGUAGCAGCAUGUACCCCGGUCUUCCCAGUAGAUUGGAAAAGGAGCUCAAGCAACUUUGGCUCACCAGAGUCUUGCAAGGAAACCCCGAGAGAUUGAGUAAAUUCAAGGUCAGGAUAGAAGACCCGCCGAGAAGAAGGCACAUGGUCUUCUUGGGUGGUGCCGUUCUCGCAAACAUUAUGGCCGACAAGGAAAGCAUGUGGAUAUCCAAGGCAGAGUGGCAAGAACAAGGUGCCCGUGCCCUGGACAAGUUGGGCGCUCGAUGAAGAAGAGAAGACGAGAAGUCCAAGCACCACAUCAUCAACAAUUAACGAAAUUCCAUCAAAUCACAAAUUCAAUACAAAAACCACAUUGUACAUUUUAUUCCAUGCAGUCACCAUUGCGAGUAACAAAAAGUGGAAGACUCGUGAUAAUAUCGGGAUGCAAAUGGUUAGGCAGGAUCAGCAAGAAAGUGAGGUGGUUCGAAAGUGAUAUGGGAAGAGGUAUUACAGCUUUUGAUCUAUUGUUUUGCAUGCAGUGACUUGCAAGCGUGCUGAUAUGAAUCUGAUGAUAUGCUCCACUUGGAAUUGUUGUGUUGUGUAGCAAAACAGGAGAGGGACAGAGGACAGAGGAUCAGAGAACAGGGAAGGGGAUAACAGCGAGUUAAUCGUGGAGGAAAGAUGGAAGAUUGUGUAGAUGGAUUAUGGAAGACCAUCCACCACCUACGCUUGACAUAUUCAGAGCCC